Ogataea philodendri is the source of this 1827-nucleotide messenger RNA. RefSeq lists its product as uncharacterized. Gene Ontology annotation, molecular function: zinc ion binding. Gene Ontology annotation, biological process: protein import into peroxisome matrix. Gene Ontology annotation, cellular component: peroxisomal membrane. The transcript is spliced from 4 exons. NCBI's taxonomy places the organism in Eukaryota, Fungi, Ascomycota, Pichiomycetes, Pichiales, Pichiaceae. The record is from RefSeq and is a predicted model, not a curated record. Bases 1 to 1827 code for a protein of 608 amino acids.
AUGGGCUGGUCGUACAAGUUUGCCUGGUCAAACAUGUGGUCCAUGGCCGGUUCGACCAGGUUCUCGUGGAGAUGGCCUGUUUCGUCGAUUUUGGUCUCGAGCAGGUUGUUGAGACUUUGUGCCAGGUUGUUGGCCGAGGUUCCAAGAGCGGCCUCAAACUGGUGCGGCGACGGCGACAACUUCAUUGGGGCAGACGACUCGGACGUGGACGGGCCCAGCGGGUCGCUGUGGUCCGGUUUGAUCGAAGCGGGUGUCGAACUGGACGUGGGCGUGAGCUGGGGCUCCAGCGGCGGAAACGCAUGCCCAGAAUGCCGAGCCGAGUCCAUGUACAUUUCAGCCGUUGGUGACAGGAUUGGAUACACGGUUUUAGCUUCCGAAUUGUUUGCAUUAGCAAAUCUGCCGGUGGACGCCAAGCUGUUGGACAACGAGAUCUUUGACAUGUUGUCCAAACAGGUCACCGAUGCCAUCUCGAACCCAAAACUUCCCCGGAUGUUCCAGCUAUUAAACUCCCGGUAUUCGGAGGAGAUCAAGUUAGUUUUGGAACUAUUGAUCUUUAGACUCACAGUUUGGUCCAAAAACACAAGUUAUGGCCUGCUGUUGCAGAACUUGGUCAUGUCCGACGGAAAAGCCCGUUCCAGAAAGUCCAAGUCGGAGCUUUCGUCCAUCACCAAGACGUUGCUCUUAUCGCAUCUAGUUCUCAACUAUGCAUACAAAAAACUCGAGUCGUAUCUUUACACGCACGAAGAGGACGACGGGGACGACGAAGAGCUGUCUUUUUGGCGCUCGCGACUCCAAAGUCUCGUCAAGUCCCUCGCAAACGUCCUCCCCGUGCUGAAAAAAUGGUACACGGGACUCUCGCUCGCCAACUUCCUGCUGUUCCUCGUCAACGGUCGGUACCCGAACCUGCUCACACGACUGCUACGCAUCACAUACAAGCCAAUGGUGCGCACGCAGGUCUCGUUUGCAUCGAACCCAGAAACCAUCUCGUACGAGUUCCAGGACAGACAGCUCGUUUGGAACACGCUGACCGAGUUUCUCGUGUUCAUCAUGCCGAUGCUGUCUGUUCCACGCGUGUCGAAACCGAUUCUGCGGCUGUUCCACGCCAAUCAGCCGCCAGAAAGAGAUUCCACAGCAGUGUACAAGUUUCUGCCAGAAAGAUGCUGUGCCAUCUGCUACCAAAACACCUCGCUGGCCGGCACCAGCGACGCGGCCAUCGACGACCACCUGAUCACCAACCCGUACGAAACCAGCUGCGGUCACGUGUACUGCUACGUGUGUUUGCUAAACAAGCUCGAGGAGUCGCGACAGCUGGGCGACGAAUCAUGGCAGUGUCUCCGAUGUGGAUCGGGAGUCGAGUACGUUCGGGUGUUUGACGGCGAGGUGGAGGAAGACGAAGAGGAUGACGAAAAGGAAGACGAAAAGGACUACUCUGACUAUUCGGAUGAUUCUGCCGAUGGCAGCAGACCAGUAGUCGUUGAACAUGUAGUCUUCGUUGCCGGCCACAGAUUGGCCGAUCCAGAACAGCUCCUUGUCGCCCCAAACGUUCUCAUGGAUCGGUUUCAGCAGCGCCAAGUAGAUCGUGGUGAACAUGCCGUUCCAGUACUUUGGUCGCUGGAUCGCAACCACACCCGACUCCAUGUAGUGUCCAAACUCAAGAGUGAAAUACCGCGAGCCCAAAGUUUUAUAGGUUGCUCUUUUCACGUCAAAGAUCUUGGUGUCGAGACCUUUGGGCAGCAGACGUUUCAGAAAGUCGAUGAACCCGUCGUUCACGCGCAUGAUGAGGUUUCUGUCGCGGAAAAAAACGCUCUGGGACGAUUGAUACUGUGA